AUGGCAAAAGGUCGAAAAUUUCCCACCAGUCGGAGUGAGCGGCUUUUAGGAAGUUUUGGUUACAAUCAAAACCCGGAAAUUGUCACCGCCGCGCCUGAGCUGGGAGAAGAUGAAGUUUGGUCAAUGGUGGAUGACACGGCGGAGGGGGAUCAUGGCUCCAAUGGAGACUGGAGUUCACGCUCUUCUAUGGAGAGUUUUGGAAGCUUCAAUAGUCGUCAGAACCACCGUAGAGAUAACCUCCGCCACAACCACCGCGGCGGCGGCAGCCAAGUUGGUGGCUUGUCGUUGGCUUUUGAUGAUUCGACCAAAACAUCAUCACCUAGGAUCGUCCACCAAUUCCGAGGCAAGGACAACAUGGCGGAAUCACCGUGUGGACACCACGUUUCCGCUUCAGCCCCAGUGAACAUCCCUGAUUGGUCGAAGAUUUAUCGAGUGGACUCAGUCGACUCUCUCCACGAGUUUGACGAUGGGAUGGCGGACGAUUCAUCAGAUAUGAUUCCACCACACGAGUAUUUGGCACGGAGCCGAAAAAUGGCUGCGAACUCCGUGUUUGAAGGCGUUGGCCGGACACUUAAGGGACGAGACUUGAGCCGAGUCCGUGACGCCGUGUGGAGCCAGACCGGGUUCAAUGGCUAA
Molecule: messenger RNA, 636 nt
Organism: Fraxinus pennsylvanica
Lineage: Eukaryota; Viridiplantae; Streptophyta; Magnoliopsida; Lamiales; Oleaceae
Source: the annotation of a GenBank genome assembly